ACUUCCGGAUUGACGUUUCAACAUGGAAGACGUCAACAGUAGCAUAAUGCAGGAAUCAGAUGAUGUGACAUUGAAUUUUGGAGAAGAGGAAGAGUUUGACUCCCAAAAAAAACUUAAACACCCUGUUGCAGUAUUUUUCCACAUCUUUUUCCGGGUUCUGGCAUUGCUGGCAUACAUACUGUGCGAGUAUUUUAGCUCCAGUUUCAUCACAAAUUUUGUUGUCAUCAUACUAUUUCUGUGCAUGGACUUUUGGACAGUCAAGAACAUAACUGGGAGAUUACUUGUUAGUCUACGGUGGUGGAAUUAUGUUGAUGAUAAAGGCGACAGCCAUUGGGUUUUUGAAUCACGAAAGACAACAGCAGGCCGUCAAAAGGUACUUUCUAUAGAGUCCCGGAUAUUUUGGCUAUCCAUGGUGAUAUCUCAGAUGUUUUGGGUUGUGUUUAUCUUCUCCUGCAUUUUUCGCUUGAACUUCAAGUGGUUUAUGGUGGUGGCUGUUGGAUUCUUGAUGAAUGGUGCAAAUCUUUAUGGCUACAUCCGAUGCAAAAUUGGGGCGAAGAAAAAGUUUACAACAGUUGCCAGAAAUUUCUUCACAACUCAGUUUGUGAGAUCGAUGUUCUCUGCAGCCUCUACAACAGUCCCUUCAUCAAGUGCCAAAACAGAUAGUACUAAAGAAAGCAAGCUGACUACACUUCCUUGAAAAGUGUGUGAUUUGUCAACUUGAACUCUCUUUCAACUCAACCGUCUUUGUAUAUAGAUAAUUAAUAGUCUAUUCAGCCAAGGGUUUUAAGCAAUAGUAGUAGUACUAGUUACUGUUAUAAGUGAAAACUACUUUCAUGGGGUUUGUGAAAGAUACUGGAAUCAAGGAAGAUGAUCAGAACUUUUUUCUGUGCAUAGGUGAUAUUCUUUUCAGCAUGUGAAAACAAUCCUUUCAAAAAUUAUUUUUGCCUUUUUAGUAGUUUAUUGGGUGGUUAUCUAAAUGAGUGCAUGGUGGGCUUUUUUUAUCAUUGCCUUCUUACUUGUAGGAUCUAGUAAGCUGUAGUUUAUGUAUUUUAAAGUUAUAAAUUAACAUUCCUUUUUCAGUAUAGGAGGUCUAAGAAAACCAGUUCAUUAGGUUUUUCUCCUGUUUAAGCCAGCGUAGAGUUUAGUUCUUUGCUAAUACAACUGAUGGAACUUUUUUCCUUGUGGUAAUUAAGACUUUCUUGCAUAAAUGAUGCAGCAUUGUAGUCCCAUUAGCCACCCUGACCACUGAAUUAUCCGUCCUGCAUUGAAGGAAAGUUUUUUUUUUCAAUACGAAGUUUAUUAAUUGUAUGUAUUUCUGCUGUAUUGUGGGAAAAUUGCGCAAUUUAAAUGUCUGUGCACAUUCAUCUUGCUUAUUCUAGUCUUUGAUGAAUGCUGCAAAAUCUUUUGCUCUCUCUAUGAUCCUUCAGCAUGGAUUUAUUUGACAAUGUUGAUUUUGGCAUCUAUCAUUUUUAAUUAUGUUCUAACUAGAGGCAGAAGCAGAUAGUGGUGGGGUUAGAGCAGUAGAAGACAUGCUGACAUUGGUCAGUUUGACACCCCAGUGGAGCAGCAUAUUUCUCCCAAUUGUCCCAGCUGUUCAAUGGGUACCUGACCCUUAAAAGUGUAAGUGAAGGAAUGGCAUCAAGGGAAAGGAGUUAAGCACUGCCCUCACACACACAAAAACUGGUCUCGAGUUCAUCUGCAACAACUCUCUCUAGCAGCCAAAAGGUCAUGGGGCUAUCUUUAUGUGUUACAUAGUCUGUUGCUGCAUCCUUGUCAUAAUUUAUAAUCACAGUUCAGUUGUGAGAUUUUGUUUGCUAACUUGUUCCAGAUUUGCAGAUAUGCGUCAUUUUGUAUACAUCUGUGCCAGCAUACUUUUGUUGCUUGUAUGCAAAAGACCAGAUAAAUGUCUCCAGGAUUUGGUUUACUUUGCUAGUGUCUUUCAGUAUCUAACUGUAAAGUAGGCAUAUUUAUUAAAUGAAAGCCUUUUUUUUUUGUCCUCUUAAAUUUUAAAACUUGUCAGUCUGAAUUGGUGAGCUUCAAGUUUUAAAGUUUACUGAAAAUUAACUGCUCACACAUGUAUGAUGAAUUGCCAAACUGAACCUGAAUGCACUCCUGCAAACAAAGGCACAAAGGUGCAAAAAGUCUCUAGUUUUGUCAAGUAGAAUGUGUGCAAGAUGUUUUUUUAACUUACAUGCCGGACUUCAAAUGAAGGCAUUGCUAGAAAAAAAUAUGAGAGUAGCCAUGCAGGAGAAUUUGGUGCACUCAGAAUCUAUAUGUCAGCUGGCAGUUCUUGGAAGAAUUCCUGUGGGUUUGCUGUCAAAGGAAAUGCUAGAAGACAAUGUGACAGCCCAUCCUCUGAAUGGCAGAAACAGAACUCUAUUGUUCACAGAUGAUUAUCCAUUGGAUUUCCACAUCUCAACAUGAACAUAAUCUGGUUAUCUUCUGAAUGUCCAGUCACCUAAGACCUAUCACAACUGAGGAUAUCUAAAUUGUAUUAAAAAAAUGAGAAUACAAGUCUUUGAAACUGCUGUAUCAUCAUGUUUUGAAAAUAGGAGGAUAAGUGAACUGUUGACAAACAUUAUUCACUCUUGCAGCACGUGCCUAAAAAAAUAACUUUUACAAACACUGGAUCAGAUAGACUUUGUUUGCAUAGUUAACCAUGUGUGAGAGCAAGUUACAUGCUCGUUUUGAGAUGUGAAUGGGGCAGUAUUCUCAUUUGAUCCUUUAUGAGAAUGAAUUUUUUUCUCUUCUGGUUAAUGUGUUUUUGUGAGCACAAGUGAGGCUUGCAUGUUUAUUGUUAACAUGUUCGUGCUGAUAUUGAUGAAAGAAUGAGAGGAUAUUUGUAAAGAAAGUUCAUGGAAAAUUUGUUUUUUCAACAUUCCUUGUACUGUUCUCUUCAUGAUUCAUGCAUGAUGGACAUGCAGCAGAAUUACAAAUGGGAUGCAAAUGUAUGAGGCAACCUUCAGCUGUUGCUUACUUGAUGCUAAGCAUGUUCAUUUUGUGUGAAGCAAGCUUGGUGUGCUGUAGAUUUAAGUGUAAAUAUUGGAUAUCUUGACACUGAUGGUUCAUAUUAAACAUAUGGUGAAAUUUCA
Pomacea canaliculata is the source of this 3092-nucleotide messenger RNA. RefSeq names its product Golgi apparatus membrane protein TVP23 homolog B-like. Gene Ontology annotation, cellular component: Golgi membrane. The record is from RefSeq and is a predicted model, not a curated record. Bases 23 to 697 code for a protein of 224 amino acids. Gene Ontology annotation, biological process: protein secretion; vesicle-mediated transport. The transcript has 7 exons. Lineage: Eukaryota; Metazoa; Mollusca; Gastropoda; Architaenioglossa; Ampullariidae.